This is a messenger RNA of Prunus armeniaca (apricot), 606 nucleotides long. Lineage: Eukaryota; Viridiplantae; Streptophyta; Magnoliopsida; Rosales; Rosaceae. The record is from the annotation of a GenBank genome assembly.
AUGGCCUCCUCCUCCUCAUACGAAAAAUACGACAUCAGAAAAAGAAACCCAAAUCCAAAAGUGGCAGCUCUUCUAGUCAUCGACAUGCAGAACUACUUCUCCUCCAUCGCCCAGCCCAUCCUCCAAAACCUCCUCACCACCAUCCGCCUCUGCCGACGCGCCUCCAUCCCCGUCAUCUUCACCCGCCACUCUCACAAGUCCCCCUCCGACUACGGCAUGCUCGACGAGUGGUGGCGCGGUGACCUCAUCUUCGACGGCACCCCCGAAUCCCACCUCAUGCCCGAGCUCAACCCCGACGCCCAGGACCACGUCGUCCACAAGAACACGUACAGCGCCUUCAGGAACACGCGCCUCCAGGAAUACUUGCAGGAGAGGGGCGUGGAGGAGCUCAUCGUCACCGGCGUCAUGACCAACUUGUGCUGCGAAACGACGGCGCGUGAAGCCUUCGUUAGAGGCUUCCGAGUGUUUUUCUCAACUGACGCGACUGGGACGUCAGAUCCGGAGCUGCACGAGGCCACCUUGAAGAACUUGGCUUACGGGUUUGCCUACUUGGUGGAUUGCAACAGGCUUGAGGGGGGACUUUUUCCCAAUCAACAACUUACUUAA